Messenger RNA from Centrocercus urophasianus (Greater sage-grouse), 1885 nucleotides. RefSeq names its product bestrophin 4 (gene BEST4). The transcript has 9 exons. The record is from RefSeq and is a predicted model, not a curated record. NCBI's taxonomy places the organism in Eukaryota, Metazoa, Chordata, Aves, Galliformes, Phasianidae. The coding region runs from base 165 to 1634 and encodes 489 amino acids. Gene Ontology annotation, molecular function: chloride channel activity.
CGGACAUGAGUAGGGACGGGCAGAGGUUGCAGAGCGAUCUGGCUGAUGGGCACCAGUGCUUGGUGUGGGGGUGAGUGCAUGUCCUGGCCAGCAGCAGGGACCCUGCUCCUCCCCAGGCAGUGAGAUAAGGGUGCUCCUGCCCCAAGGAGUGGGGCUGUGCUGCCAUGACAGUCUCCUACACACUGAAAGUCGCCAACUCCCGUUUUUGGGGCUUCUCCAAGCUGCUUUUCCGUUGGAAGGGCAGCAUCUACAAGCUGCUCUACAAGGAGUUCAUCGUCUUUGUGGUGCUGUAUGCACUGCUCAGCAUCAUCUACCGGCGGCUGCUGACCGAGGAACAGAAGCGUCUCUACACCAAGGUGGCUGAGUACUGCAACCGCUCCACGGACCUCAUCCCCAUGUCCUUUGUCCUAGGCUUUUAUGUCACCCUGAUUGUGAAUCGGUGGUGGGCACAGUACACCAGCAUCCCACUGCCUGACCAGCUCAUGUGUGUCAUCUCCAGCAACGUCCACGGCAAGGACGAGCGGGGUCGGAUCCUGCGGCGCACCCUGGUGCGCUACGCCAACCUGUCGGCCGUCCUCAUCCUACGCUCCGUCAGCACCAGGGUGCUCAAACGCUUCCCCACCAUGGACCAUGUGGUGGAAGCUGGCUUCAUGACGCAGGAUGAGCGCAAGCAGUUUGAGAGCCUGUACUCAGACUUCAACAAGUACUGGAUCCCCUGCGUCUGGUUCACCAACCUGGCAGCCCAGGCACGGCGCGAUGGCCGCAUCCGUGAUGACGUUGCCCUGCGUCUGCUGAUGGAUGAGCUGAACCUGUUCCGGGCCAAGUGCAGCAUGCUGUUCCACUACGACUGGAUCAGCAUCCCACUGGUGUACACACAGGUGGUUACCAUUGCUGUGUACUCCUUCUUUGCCUUCUGCCUCAUUGGGAGGCAGUUCCUGGAGCCGCUGGAGCCAGGGCAGGAGGGGGACCUGGAUAUGUACGUCCCUCUCUCUACCCUCCUCCAGUUCUUCUUCUACGCUGGCUGGCUGAAGGUUGCAGAGCAGAUCAUUAACCCUUUUGGGGAAGAUGAUGAUGACUUUGAGACCAAUAAAUUGAUAGACAGAAACCUGCAGGUGUCCCUGCUGUCGGUGGAUGACAUGUACCAGAACCUGCCACCAGCCACCAAGGACAAGUACUGGAACGAGUCCGUGGCUCAGCCCCCCUACACCAUAGCCACUGCCGCCGAGACUCUGAAGCCCUCCUUCCUGGGCUCCACCUUUGACAUGCGCAUGACCGAGGACAUGGAGCAGAGCCAGACGGUGGAGGCCUCGCCGAACAUGGCCCGCACGCAGACCCCGCUGCUCAGCCGCUUCCUCGCCGCCGCAUCCCCUGCCAUCAGCAUCAAAAAUUUUGGUCGAGGCGGCCGAGCCACCCCUCACCUGCGGCGUGCCAGGGGGGACAGCAGUGCCCACAGCGAGGACCCCGAGGCUGUCAGCCGCAUCGAGGAGGAGGAGACGGAGGAUGAGGAGAGCCAGAGGGGCAGCCCCCACUCCCCAAAGGCCUCCAAUAAGCAGGAGAAGCUGCCACUGAUCCAGGUGGAGGCACCAUCCACAGAGAGCAUUGAAAUUGAGCAGCCAGGGGCUGGGGAGCCAUGAGGAGGUGGAAGAGCCCUGUCCCAAUGCACCCCUGGCCAGAAGCAGGACCUCACCAGUCCUGAACCAGGGUUUGUCCCCAGGGUGGGGGGGAGGUGCUGAUGGGUCGGGGCGAUGCCACCACUUGCAGCUGGCCAGGCACACUGCCUGCUGCCAAAGGGACAGCCCAAGCACUGAGCCAGGUCAGAGCAAAUGUGUUCAGCACCGUGCUGGAAUGUACCCUCAAUGUUAAUAAAGUUCUUGCCAGCCUUGGA